Messenger RNA from Solanum lycopersicum (tomato), 1224 nucleotides. NCBI's taxonomy places the organism in Eukaryota, Viridiplantae, Streptophyta, Magnoliopsida, Solanales, Solanaceae. The record is from RefSeq and is a predicted model, not a curated record.
AUGUCGUUUGUGGGUGAGAAUGUUUCUGAAGCAUAUCCAGGAUGGAGAUUAUUUUUUGACGGUGCGGCAAAUCAUCAAGGUAAAGGUAUCGGAGUAGUCUUAGCUUCAGAAUCUGGUCAGCACUAUCCCAUGGAAGCUAAGCUCCGAUUUAAUUGCACAAACAACAUGGCCGAAUACGAAGCUUGUAUUCUAGAGUUGAAAGAACAUCCAGUCCAUUGCUCUGAUGUUGAAGCAGAACCAGAUGGUUUUCCUUGGAGGACUCUAGUUUUGGCUCUUCUAAGAUGUGUUGAUGAUGUUGAAGCUGUGAAGCUUAUUGAACAGAUACAUGCUGGAGUCUGUGGUACGCAUAUGAACGGGUCAACUUUGGCAAGAAAGAUCUUACGAGCCGGGUAUUUCUGGAUGACUAUGGAGAAUGAUUGUUGCAAAUUUGUGCAAAAGUGCCACAAAUGUCAAGUGUACGGUGAUUUGAUCAGAGUGCCACCUCACGAACUUAAUGCUAUGAGUUCACCUUGUCCAUUCAACAAUCUGAUAUGUAUAUUUGGAGGGCCAGAAUCCAUCAUUACUGAUAAUGGUGCAAAUCUCAACAGUCACUUGAUGAGAGAGAUAUGUGAGCAAUUUAAGGUCACUCAUCGAAAUUCGACUGCUUAUCAUCCCCAAAUGAAUGGAGUUGUGGAGGCUGCCAAUAAGAAUAUCAAAAAGAUUUUGAGGAAAAUGGUUGACAAGCAUCGAGGUUGGUAUGAUAUGGUACCAUAUGCAUUAUUGGGAUACCACACGACUGUCAGAACAUCAAUUGGAGCCACUCCAUAUUUGCUAGUAUAUGAAACAGAAGCAGUCAUACCAGUUGAAGUCAAGAUACCGUCUUUGAGGAUCAUCGAAGAUGCUGAGUUGAGUAACACUGAAUGGGUCAGCAAGCGGAUUUAUCAACUAACUUUGAUUGAUAAGAAGAGAAUGGUUUUUGAUUUUCAUGGUCAGUUCUAUCGACAGAGAAUGAUUCGUGCUUUUCACAAGAGAGUAAGAGCCAGAAAUAUUGAGGUUGGUCAGUUGGUUAUUAAGCAUAUUUUUCUUCAUCAAGAUGAGUACAAAGGAAAGUUCACACCGAACUGGCAAGGGCCUUACAUGGUUCGCAAAGUAUUACCUGGAGGUAAUUUGGUCCUGUCGGAGAUGGAUGGCACUGUAUGGCCUAAACCUAUCAACUCAGAUGUUGUCAACAUAUACUACGUGUGA